Molecule: messenger RNA, 339 nt
Organism: Tremella mesenterica DSM 1558
Lineage: Eukaryota; Fungi; Basidiomycota; Tremellomycetes; Tremellales; Tremellaceae
Exons: 3
Biological process (GO): anaphase-promoting complex-dependent catabolic process; positive regulation of mitotic metaphase/anaphase transition; protein ubiquitination
Cellular component (GO): anaphase-promoting complex; nucleus
Molecular function (GO): ubiquitin protein ligase activity; cullin family protein binding; zinc ion binding
Source: RefSeq, a predicted model, not a curated record
AUGAAAUUCUCGAUCGUCACAUAUCACCCAGUCGCAACUUGGAAAUGGGAUACCUCGACCGAAGAACACAAGUUGUAUCAUUACGCUCAUCCUGGUGCCGAAGAAGAAGAGGAAGAUGAAGAUGAGGAUGAUGACGUUUGUGGAAUAUGCAGAUUGGUUUUCGAGAGUUGUUGUCCGGAAUGUAAAGUUCCAGGGGAUGACUGUCCGUUGAUAUGGGGCGAAUGUACUCAUAUAUUCCACCUUCACUGUCUCUUGAAAUGGAUCGAGACAGAAUCCUCAAAAGGACAAUGUCCGAUGGAUCGGAGACCGUGGGUCACCGCGGAUCGUAAACCGGACAGA